AUGACAGGAAGAUGUUCUGCCCUCGACACACCCAAUACCCAAUAUUAUUUCUGUCCCAACCUUGGUGCCGCCUACCUUUUCACUAUCCUAUUCGGUGUCACAACUGUGGCGCAUUUUGCUCAAGCUAUCCUUUAUAGAAAAGUAUACUGUUGGGUUAUCGCAAUGUCGAGAAAUGCACAAACGCUGGCAUGUAUUUUUAGGAUUCUCAGUAUAAAGUAUCCUGCUACCUACUCGAGUAGUUCUGGAAAGUAUACUAUUUGGUUUGUGCUAAUUCUGAUAGCACCAUUAUUCACAAAUGCAUUUGCACAUAUGGUCAUGGGAAGAAUGAGCACUUUUGAUUCAGAUAUGGGGAGCUUCGUAUCGUCUGCCUCUAGUGACGAUGCAAGCACGAAGGAGAUACUACAAGGUCUUCACAUUUACAUGGUCGGUGUCGGAAUGCAACAAUUCUCCAUCUUCGUCUUCCUCUUAUUCGCCUUUAAGUUCCAUCAAACACUGCGUGACCAAUGCCGUCGAAAUAUCCAUACUUCACGACAAGCAUGGGUUUUACUCUACGCUUUAUACGUAGUCAUAAUAUUGAUCACCAUUAGAAUUAUAUUCCGUCUCAUCGAGAACUCCCAAGGACUCACAAGUAGCAUCCCCAACCACGAAGCCUUCCAAUACAUAUUCGACUCCGUACCCAUGUUCUUCGCUCUCGUUCUUCUCAAUAUCUUUCAUCCGGGCCGUAUCAUGGCAGGUCUAGAAUCAAAUAUUCCGGGCAGGAAAGAGAGAAAGAAUAAGGUAUUUACGACGAGGAUGCAGAGGUUUGGGGGUAGUGAGAGUGAGUGA
Molecule: messenger RNA, 825 nt
Organism: Sclerotinia borealis F-4128
Lineage: Eukaryota; Fungi; Ascomycota; Leotiomycetes; Helotiales; Sclerotiniaceae
Source: the annotation of a GenBank genome assembly